Messenger RNA from Frieseomelitta varia, 2497 nucleotides. RefSeq names its product importin subunit alpha-3 (gene Kap-alpha3). The record is from RefSeq and is a predicted model, not a curated record. Gene Ontology annotation, cellular component: cytoplasm; nucleoplasm; nucleus. The transcript has 9 exons. The coding region runs from base 303 to 1859 and encodes 518 amino acids. Gene Ontology annotation, biological process: NLS-bearing protein import into nucleus. Gene Ontology annotation, molecular function: protein binding; nuclear import signal receptor activity. NCBI's taxonomy places the organism in Eukaryota, Metazoa, Arthropoda, Insecta, Hymenoptera, Apidae.
UUCCGAAGCGCCACCUUGCUCAUUUCCGAUGUUCUUCUCGGAAAUGGCUGAAACGUUGCGUUUGUGCUAAGAAAACGUGACCAAGAUAGAAUAUUUAAUAACCGAUUGUGAUCCAAGAAACGAGCGUUACACAUUAUUAUCCCGUUGUACGUUGACGUACAUUAAGGCUGUCGCGCAACGGCAUGCAGCUGUCGUAGGUAAAUCGACCACAGUAACACGGAUACAGAAUUUUUCGCAGUAGUCACGGGUAUCCGGGUGCCGGCACAUAUCAAUACAAGCGACGAUUUGGUUAUUGAAAAAAAAUGGCGGCGGAAAUGCAAAGCAAGAAUCGAAUGAUGGUUUUUAAGAACAAAGGCAAAGACCAAGAAGAGAUGAGAAGACGAAGAAAUGAGGCAACAGUGGAAUUACGUAAAAACAAACGUGAUGAGACUUUACAGAAACGAAGAAAUGUGCCUAUUACAGAUUUAAUAGAUGAAGAAGAUAUUGAUAAAAAUAACAUUGAUUUGUCAAAAAUUGAUUUAAAGGAACUGGUAAUGAAAGCUGCUAGUUCAGAGCCACCUGUUCAAUUAGAGGCUGUACAAAAAGCAAGAAAGUUGUUAUCAUCAGACCGUAAUCCACCAAUUGAUCUAUUAAUUGAUAGUGGCAUUUUACCAAUUUUAGUUAAUUGUCUUGAACAGCAUGAUAGUCCAUCACUCCAAUUUGAAGCAGCAUGGGCUUUAACAAAUAUAGCGAGUGGAACAUCACCUCAGACACAAGCAGUUGUAGCUGCUGGUGCAGUUCCACAUUUCUUACACUUGUUGCUUUCAAGUCAACAGAAUGUCUGUGAACAAGCUGUGUGGGCUUUAGGAAAUAUAAUCGGAGAUGGUCCUGCAUCUAGAGAUUAUGUUAUCAAGCUUGGUGUUGUACAGCCAUUGUUAACGUUUAUUAAACCAGAUAUACCAAUUACUUUUUUACGUAAUGUAACUUGGGUAAUCGUAAAUUUAUGUAGGAAUAAAGAUCCACCACCACCUGUUCAAACUAUUAAGGAAAUUUUGCCUGCUCUAAAUGUACUUAUACAUCACACAGAUAUCAAUAUUCUUGUGGACACAAUUUGGGCAGUCAGCUAUUUGACAGAUGGUGGUAAUGAACAAAUUCAAAUGGUUAUAGACAGUGGUGUAGUGCCCCGUCUUAUACCACUUCUCUCGCACAAAGAAGUUAAGGUGCAAACGGCUGCAUUAAGAGCAGUUGGUAAUAUCGUAACGGGCACAGACGAGCAAACACAAACUGUACUAAAUUGCGACGCGCUCUCAUAUUUCCCCAAUUUAUUAACUCAUUCGAGGGAGAAAAUUUGUAAAGAAGCUGUUUGGUUCCUGUCAAAUGUAACUGCUGGUAAUCAGUCUCAGGUUCAAGCAGUCAUAGAUGCUGGAUUACUGCCUCUUAUUAUUCACAAUUUAAUGAAUGGUGAAUUCCAAACGCAAAAAGAAGCAGCAUGGGCAAUUAGCAAUUUAACAAUAAGUGGCAAUGAAGAACAAGUUGCGCGGAUGAUACAAGAAGGCGUUAUCGCACCCUUUUGUAAUCUCCUUGACUGUAAAGAUACUCAAGUUAUACAGGUUGUUUUAGACGGUAUACAUAAUAUGCUCAAACUUGCUGGAUCACAAGUUGAACAAUUGGCUAAUAUGAUUGAAGAAUGUUCAGGGUUGGAUAAGAUUGAAGCAUUGCAAAAUCACGACAACAUAGAUAUUUACAAAUUAGCAUACGAAAUUAUUGAGCAAUACUUUUCGGAAGACACAAAUGACACGAAUCUGGAACCACACGUUGUGGAAUCAACAUUUGAAUUUGAUCAGACGACAAGCAUUUCGAACGAAGGUUUUAAGUUCUGAGAGGGCCUCCAUUAUUUCUUAUCUGAUCGUGCCGUCCCCCGACAAACUCCAUUAUGGAGUUAUUCUAUUUACCCUUUUAUAUUGUCUCAUUUUUACUCCUACAAUAUCAGUGAUAAUUUCAAUAUGCCAUUACCGAAUCAAAGAUUAUAUUUGGUUUCGCUGAUUUAAAAACAUAAUUAUGAAUGGCCGAUGUUUUAUCAGAAAAAAAAGAAAAAAAGAAAAAAAAAAGAAAUUAGAAGGAUAAAGGAAGGAUAAAGUUGUGGGACGAGAAAGUUUCUUAUAAAAUAAGAAUCUGUGUUUUUUUCUUUUCAAAUCUUUUAUCAAUGUAUACGUUACCUUGUUUCCUUUUCCAAUUACAUGAAAAUUAUCGGUGGAGCGGUACUUAACCGAAUGCAGCUAAUGACAUGCAUUAUACCGACUAAAUUAUUGUAGUAAAUUAAUUGACUUGCUCUCUACAUUGAAGAGCAACGAGGAAAAGCCCUUUUUAUUAUGCUGCUCUCCACUCUAACUUACGAGAUGAGUCUUGGUUAGUGAUGUUACAUUUAUAAAACAGUUCGUGUAUAUUUUAGGCAUGUUAAAUUUAUAAUAAUAUUGAUUACUAAAUAAAUAAAUCAAUUGACUACUCUUUAUUAGCUUAA